AUGAGGUACCGACGAUACCGAGCCAUCCUGGCGACAAACAGCCCGUUGCCGAAGAUUAUCCUCGGAAUACUGUGCGGGUUUUUCGGUUCCAUGUGGCUACGAAACGAACGUUUCCCAACAAUUCGUGAUUUCAAAUCAUGCCAGGAAAAGCCUUCCCGGCGGUUGGGUGAAAAUUUCCUGUACGUUGGAGUGAUGACGGCAAAGAAAUACAUCUCUACGCGCGUCGUAGCAGUGAAUAACACAUGGGCCCGCACUAUACCCGGUAGAGUAACUUUUUUCUCGAGCUUUGAUUCCAAUUCCUCUGACCGCACUUUACCCCUCGUGAGUUUGCCUGGAGUUGAUGACACUUACCCACCGCAGAAAAAAGCAUUUUUGAUGUUGAAGUAUAUGCACGAUAAAUAUAUAAAUGACUUUGAAUGGUUUAUGCGUACUGACGACGAUGUCUAUAUAAAAGGAGACAGAAUAGAGCAGUUUUUACGCCCAAUUAAUAGCUCCAGAGCGCUCUACAUUGGACAGGCCGGACAGGGUAGCAAGGACGAGUUCGGCAGAUUAUACUUGGACCCUGGUGAUAACUACUGUAUGGGUGGAACGGGAAUGAUUUUUAGUCGCGAAACACUAAAACGAAUGGUGCCAAAUAUAAGCGCAUGUCUGAAGAAUCUAUAUACGACACAUGAAGACGUGGAGGUCGGGAGGUGUGUUAGAAAGUAUGCCAACAUAAACUGCACGUGGUCGUACGAGAUGAGUCAACUACUUUACCAGAAUUAUUCUUCCAACGACGCAUUCAAGGGAAAUAUCCGCAUGCCUGAGGUACACAGAGCAAUCGCCCUCCAUCCGAUCAAGACAACACAUAACUUGUACAGAAUGCAUAGGUACCUGGAAGAAAAGAAAAUUUCUGAACUUAACCAGAAAACAGCCAGGUUAAAAAGAAAUAUUCGCAACAUGGACUUGCUAUUAAAGGAAAAGUCACCGAGGGUAAAUUGUUCAUACACCCAUUGUUUUUUCCCAGAUAGCCAUGAGCAAUCAAUUCCAUGGGAGUUUUUUUCUUCUAAGGUGUACUCACCGUGGAAAAGAAUGUUUUCUAAAUACAGGAUUCGCGAAGCGUACAAAUCGUCUAUGUCCAACAUGUUAUCGGCGUACGUCGAAUUACUGAACAACGGUUUCUUUUUGAAUGAAAAUAGUUUUCAGAGAUUAUUGUAUGGUUACCGAACAGUCGUUCCUGGUUUCGGAGUCUCGUUUAUUCUAGACGGACUGUUCAAUCAUAAAUCGAGAAUCCACGCACAGUGGCAAAAUAAAGAAGAAAGGCGACAUUUUCAUCUACACCAAGCGUUUGGUAAUGUCGAAUUUACCGAAGUCUCGCUAAAUGGUAUGGACGGUGGCGUAAAAGAUAGCGAUUCAUCGAAUCAGCUACAUACGGCUAAAACAGUGAAUUUCAUUGUACCACUGUCUGGAAGAAUUGAAACAUUUAAGACGUUCAUGGACAACUUUGAGCACGGCUGUCUCAAGUAUGACCACAACAUAGCAUUGGCAGUGGUAGUGUUUAACGAUGACAAAACUAAUAGCUCAAAAGAACCUAUUUUGGUGCUUGAGCGAUACCAACAAAAAUAUCCAAAUGUUGAUAUUCGUGUAGUCCUUUCUAAAGGGACAUUCUCGCGAGGCCGUGCUUUAGAGCUUGGGGUGGCCCAAUACCCGGAUGACGCUCUUCUUUUCUUUCUUGACGUUGAUUUACAGAUUUCAUCAGGACUAGUCAGGCGUUGUCGAAGAAAUGCAGUGCGAUCACGUCAGGUAUAUUACCCGGGAAUGUUUAGUCUGUUUGACCCAAAUGUUGUUUACUUCAACAAAAGUAGCACGCAAAAAUCAAAAACUAUCCAAAUUGCAAAAGAAACGGGAUUUUUUAGAGACUUUUCCUACGGUAUGGUAUGUACAUAUAAAAGUGACUACAGAAAUGUGGGCGGGUUUGAUCUGGAUAUCAAAGGAUGGGGCAAUGAAGACUUGGAUCUGUAUGAGAAGUUUGUACGUAGCAACUUGACAGUGUUCCGAGUACUUGAUAUUGAACUAAUUCACACAUAUCAUCCUAAGUAUUGUGAUUCUAAUCUAUCCACUACGCAAUACAACAUGUGCCUCGGGUCAAAAAAUAUGAUAGUUGCCAAUACCGAACAACUGCAGCGACUGAGCGCAGUGGACAAGUUCAGAUACCCUGGUAGCACACUUUCUAGAAAUUUGGUCAUUGACGACGAAGUCAACGCCAGACUCGCUAAAGCGAGUGCCGCCUUCGACAGGCUACACAAGCAUGUUUGGAACAGGAGAGGGAUCACCACGGAGACAAAGAUCAAGGUGUAUCGAGCUGUUGUUCUCACUAUGUUGCUCUACAGCUGUGAAGCCUGGACAGUCUAUCAGCGUCAUGCCAGGAAGAUGAACCACUUUCACACCACCCACCUCCCCACCUCAGAAAACUUCUUGGCAUAA
This is a messenger RNA of Saccoglossus kowalevskii, 2463 nucleotides long. RefSeq names its product chondroitin sulfate synthase 3-like. Gene Ontology annotation, cellular component: Golgi cisterna membrane. The record is from RefSeq and is a predicted model, not a curated record. Gene Ontology annotation, molecular function: glucuronosyl-N-acetylgalactosaminyl-proteoglycan 4-beta-N-acetylgalactosaminyltransferase activity. NCBI's taxonomy places the organism in Eukaryota, Metazoa, Hemichordata, Enteropneusta, Harrimaniidae.